Betta splendens (Siamese fighting fish) is the source of this 3233-nucleotide messenger RNA. It is a transcript of the gene pnocb, whose product is annotated as prepronociceptin b. The transcript is spliced from 3 exons. Bases 276 to 1052 code for a protein of 258 amino acids. Gene Ontology annotation, cellular component: dendrite; plasma membrane; axon terminus. Gene Ontology annotation, biological process: chemical synaptic transmission; sensory perception; neuropeptide signaling pathway. NCBI's taxonomy places the organism in Eukaryota, Metazoa, Chordata, Actinopteri, Anabantiformes, Osphronemidae. The record is from RefSeq and is a predicted model, not a curated record. Gene Ontology annotation, molecular function: opioid receptor binding.
GGUUGAGCCAGGAGGGAAGGGGUGUGCCAUUAUAAGGAGCCUCAGAGGAGGCAUGCGAUCAGUUGGUGAAACCUUUACCUAAGGAUACAAGCGAAGCCGCCGUGACUCUCUACGCGAGGAGGACUCUCAGAGAAGAUCCAGACGUCACAGAUACAGGCUGGACACAGAUUCCAUUGGCUUGAUCUCCCCGGACUCUGCCCCCGCUGAACUCUGACCUCCCUCCUCUACUCGCCGGGCUCCUGUUCGUCCCCGCUCGACCGGGUGUGAGCUGAGCGAUGAAGAUCCCUCUGUGGUGCCUGGUGGUGCUGCUGGCGUGUCUCUUCAGCCCUGGGGGCGCUGACUGCCAGGGGGAGUGCAUGGCUUGUGGUCUGCUCCUGCAGCAGCGGCGACAACUGCAGCAAAGCUUCAACACCAUGGUGUGUCUGUUGGAGUGCGAGGGUCACGUCUCCUCCUCGCUCGCGUGGGAGCUGUGUAAACGCGCCGUCAAACUCUCGCACCGCCCCGGGUCCCCAGAGGGCGGCGCUCUGUUCAAGAGAACGGGAGGAGAGCUGGAGCUGACCCCUCUUGACCUCAACGCCGCCAGUGAACUGUCACAGUCCGCGGCCGCCGGGCGUUUCCAGCAGGGGGAUGAGGAUGCGCCGCCCUUUGAGCCGCGCAGCAUCCAGUAUGACUCAUCACUGCCGGAGACCUCUGAGGAAGGGGAGGGCCUGCGGGGCCCGGACCCCGGUCUGGUGGAUGAAGAGAGGAAGCCCAGGCAGGAGGGGAGCAUGGCGAGCGACGAGGCCGGCAGUUCAGAGGCCGUCGCCCUGUCCAAACGCUUUGGGGGCUUUCAGAGGGGGCGCCACGCGUACAGGAAGCUCAUCAGCUCGCCCACGAGGCCCCUCCAGAAGCGCUACGGCGGCUUCAUAGGCGUCAGGAAGUCCGCCCGCAAAUGGAACAGUCAGAAACGCAUGAACCAGCUGCUGAAGCAGUACCUGAGCAUGAGGAGCAGCCGCAGCGGCAGGUUCACCAGCGUCCCGGUGACUCGGGUCUGGAGGCAGGACAAACUGUGACGCGCCGCCGCCGCUCCUGCCCCACUUACCUCAGCCCGUCCGCCAUGUUCCCAGCAGUUCGAACUGUGACGCCGCCCUCAUCAUUAGAAGAACAGAUUCCGCCGUGUCGCUGCACCUCGCGUUGUGUCUCUAAGUAAAAAGGAAUGUUUUGACUGUGAUGUCCUUCUUCUUAAGCAUAUCCACAUGCCAUUCUGUGAAAUAAAACAAUUAGAGAAGUGCAAUAGAAUAUAUUUUUGUGUGUCGCUAUAAUAAAAAGGGGCCAAAUGAGAUUUGAACACGACUUCAAAGUUUCUUCACCGUAGGUGUGACAAUUAAAGUCGAUGCACUUUCAUGCACGUGUGGAUGGGACUCGAGUUACUGCUUUAACAGCUUUGCACCAUGUAGUUUGAUUUAUGAAAAGUACUGUCAGCAUCCAGCUCCGAUGAAAUAGAUUAAGUGGGUGUCUUUCAAAAAACUAAAUAAACAUGAAGUAUUUGGUAGAAACAUCUUUUCUGAGCUGUACCGAGUACUGCAUGGAUGUGUACCAACUAUAGUACAGUACAGUAUAGUAGGAAUCCCAACACUUGUCCCUUUCAAUCUUUUCAGCCGAGCUUCAUGCAUUGAUAAAAACACACGUUUUUCCAGUCUGUUGUAUUCUGAUUAUAGCCAUUAAACUGAGGUUAUGAAUGCAAACGUAUAACUGAUGAGUUUCUCUUGGGAAAAUGAGCAGUUAAGUUUCAUGGGCUCCUUUCAGUGGAGCAAUACUGACCUCUAGCGUUGGAGGAAUGAAUAUGUGCUUGGAUGCAGAAGUGGUCAUGGUUCACGUUUAAAUAAGAUGAGGAAUGUAAAAAAAUGCACUUUGUGAAUCAUUGAUACUGACUUACAUUCUGUAAAAACAAAAGAUCUGCAAAAUAAAAAAAAUAGCUCAAAACUAGUUUCAAUCAUCACUUAUUCUAGAUGUUAGUAGCUGUCAGACACCUUAUAAUUUAUUAAGUUUCCAAAAAAUGUUGGGAAAGUGAAAUUGUGUAUAGUUCCACCAACAACCUACUAGUUUUAUGACUUAGUUAUGCCAAAUUACAUUAUAUUGGAUAAAGAAUUGUAGAAUAAAAGCUGCCUGAAAAAAGAGCUAUGGACCAUGGGAGCAAAGUGGCUUUAUAAAAAUAUACUCAACCAUGAUGAAAAGAAAUAGAAAAUAGGCCAUUCAUAAAGAGACUAGAGAUUAGAUCAGAUUAGUUCACUCUGUCCAUAAGCGUCAUUGUUAAAGUAAAAUUUAUGUGCCACAUUUUUGAUAAAAAAAUAAACAAACAUGUAGAAUUGUGUUUGUACUGAAAGAACAGCUGCUGCCACUGAAUAAAUUCUAUUAUACAAAAUACACAAAUCAAAUCAAAUAAAAACAUGCACUGUUAGGCUGACCCUAAUUUAACCUGCAAUUAGAUAAAUGACGGAAUAAUACUUUUCAGGAAGAUGUCAAUAAAACCAAGGUGCUUGUGGAGUUAUGUAGGAUGGUGAAGCUAAUCUAUAAACUCCAUAAGGGUGGGUUGACCUCUGCACGUUAAUUAAUGUACACAAAAAGAUCUUUGGGUGAAAAAAUACGGACAUUUAUUUGGAUAUUUUCUUCACCUGGAAGUCACAUUCAUGUUGAAAGCAGUCAAGUGUGGACUAGUGUUAGGUUAAGAGAUCUAACGGUGUGUGUGUGCAUCACAAAAAAAGACUGUUUAUUUCAGAACACAUGUUUAACAUAAUACCAUUGUACCAUUAUGAGACAAUAAGUCUUCAUACAACGUGUGUAUAGAGAAAACCACAACAAACCAGUUUAUUCCUUAUGUGGACUGUCAUGCAGACGAAAAAAAUAACAAAAACCAUCUGAAAUUCUCAGUGCUUUUUAAUGUAUUUGACAAUAUAUUUCCUCUUUUUUAUUGGUAUUACAAACUCCUCCCCCUUAACGCUAAUCCCAUAGCCAUGAUUCCAUAGCUUCACAGAUAAAACCAUCUAACACUGGUCGUAUGCCAACGAUAACGGGCAGGAAGGAAAAAACCCAUUUGGAAGGAAUUUGGUUGAGUCAAACCAAAUAUAGCUUAUCCUUGUGUGUUUGUAUCCGAGCAAAGUGCCAAAAAACAUGAAAAGUUCCAAAAAGUCAUCCGCCCGAUAUGUGGGCUCAACAACGAUGAUUUAAAAAAAAAAGAAAAAAACGGUAGAAAAUAC